AUUCUUCUGUUUGUUUUAUUGUGUUUCAACAUGGGUUCUGGAGAUUGAAUUUGGAUCCUCAUGCUUGAGCAAUAAGCACUUCCAGGUUGCUUCUAUAACUGGAUCACAAGUUUGCUGCACAAAGUACAAUGUCUCGAUCCCGGCAGCCCCCACUUGUGACAGGCAUCUCUCCAAAUGAAGGGAUACCUUGGACCAAAGUAACAAUUAGAGGGGAGAACCUGGGUACUGGUCCCACUGACCUUAUAGGCUUGACAAUUUGUGGACAUAAUUGCCUCCUCACGGCAGAAUGGAUGUCUGCGAGUAAAAUUGUCUGUCGAGUGGGACAAGCCAAAAAUGACAAAGGGGAUAUUAUUGUCACAACCAAGUCAGGGGGCAAAGGAACCUCAACUGUCUCUUUUAAGCUACUCAAACCUGAAAAAAUAGGCAUUUUAGAUCAGUCUGCAGUGUGGGUGGAUGAAAUGAAUUAUUAUGAUAUGCGGACAGACAGGAACAAAGGGAUUCCUCCCUUGUCUCUCCGUCCUGCGAAUCCUCUCGGCAUUGAGAUUGAAAAAUGUAAACUUCCUCAGAAGAACUUAGAAGUGUUAUUCCAUGGCAUGAGUGCUGAUUUUACAAGUGAGAAUUUUUCAGCAGCCUGGUAUCUCAUAGAGAAUCACUCCAACACCAGUUUUGAGCAGCUCAAGAUGGCAGUCACCAACCUCAAAAGGCAGGCCAACAAGAAGAGCGAGGGUAGUCUGGCGUAUGUGAAGGGUGGCCUCAGUACCUUCUUUGAAGCUCAAGAUGCUCUCUCAGCUAUCCAUCAAAAACUAGAAGCAGAUGGAACAGAAAAAGUAGAAGGAUCCAUGACACAGAAAUUGGAGAAUGUCCUCAAUAGAGCAAGUAACACCGCUGACACGUUGUUCCAAGAAGUGUUAGGGCGGAAGGACAAGGCAGACUCCACUAGGAACGCACUCAAUGUGCUUCAGCGUUUUAAAUUUCUCUUCAACCUUCCUCUCAAUAUUAAACGGAAUAUUCAAAAGGGGGAUUAUGAUGUGGUUAUUAAUGAUUAUGAAAAAGCCAAAUCGCUCUUUGGGAAAACAGAGGUGCAAGUUUUCAAGAAAUAUUAUGCUGAAGUAGAAGCAGGAAUUGAAGAUCUAAGAGAGUUACUUUUAAAGAAAUUGCUGGAGACUCCAUCAACCUUACAUGACCAGAAGCGCUACAUAAGGUAUCUUUCUGACCUCCAUGCACCUGGUGACCCUGCUUGGCAAUGUAUCGGAGCUCAACACAAGUGGACCCUCAAGCUCAUGCAAGACUGCAAAGAAGGCCACAUGAAGAGCCUAAAAGGUAACCCAGGCCCGCACAGCCCCAUGCUCGACCUAGAUAACGAUGUGCGCCCAGCAGUGUUGGGCCAUCUCAGCCAGACAGCGUCACUGAAGAGGGGCAGCAGCUUUCAGUCUGGCCGAGAUGACACAUGGAGGUACAAGACUCCCCACAGAGUGGCAUUUGUUGAAAAAUUAACCAAGCUUGUGUUAAGUCAGCUGCCUAAUUUCUGGAAACUCUGGAUUUCAUAUGUUAAUGGAAGUCUUUUCAGUGAGACUGCUGAGAAGUCAGGCCAGAUGGAAAGAUCAAAGAAUGUGAGGCAGAGACAAAAUGAUUUCAAGAAAAUGAUUCAAGAAGUAAUGCACUCCCUGGUGAAGCUGAUCCGGGGCGCCCUGCUCCCACUCAGCCUCCGAGAAGGGGACGGGAGGCAGUAUGGCGGCUGGGAGGUGCAGGCAGAGCUCUCAGGGCAGUGGCUCGCUCAUGUCAUCCAGACCAUAAGGCUGACAUAUGAAUCACUGACCGCCCUGGAGAUUCCCAAUGACACGUUACAGAUUAUCCAGGACCUAAUUUUGGAUCUCCGUAUACGUUGCAUAAUGGUGACGUUGCAGCAUACAGCUGAAGAAAUAAAGAGACUAGCUGAGAAGGAAGAUUGGAUUGUUGACAAUGAAGGAUUGACUUCCCUACCAUGUCAGUUUGAACAGAGCAUUGUUCACUCCCUGCAGUCAUUGAAGGGUGUUGUCGAUUGCAAACCUGGAGAAGCCAGCGUCUUUCAACAGCCUAAAACGCAGGAGGAAGUUUGCCAAUUAUGCAUCAGUAUCAUGCAGGUUUUUAUAUACUGCCUGGAACAACUGAGCACCAAGCCUGAUGCAGACAUAGAUACUACUCAUCUUUCUGUUGAUGUUUCUUCUCCUGAUUUGUUUGGAAGCAUCCAUGAAGACUUCAGUUUGACUUCAGAGCAGAGGCUUUUGAUAGUCCUGAGCAAUUGCUGCUAUUUAGAACGUCACACCUUUCUAAACAUAGCAGAACAUUUUGAAAAGCACAACUUCCAGGGAAUAGAAAAAAUAACACAGGUUAGCAUGGCAUCACUGAAAGAACUGGAUCAACGACUCUUUGAAAAUUACAUUGAGCUAAAAGCAGAUCCUAUUGUUGGAUCCUUGGAGCCUGGGAUAUAUGCAGGCUAUUUUGAUUGGAAAGACUGUCUGCCUCCAGCAGGUGUCAGAAACUAUUUAAAAGAAGCAUUGGUGAAUAUAAUUGCUGUGCAUGCAGAGGUGUUCACUAUUUCCAAAGAACUGGUGCCACGGGUCCUGGCCAGAGUGGUCGAAGCCGUCUCUGAAGAGCUGAGCCGGCUGAUGCAAUGUGUCUCAUCCUUCAGCAGAAAUGGAGCAUUGCAGGCCAGACUUGAAAUCUGUGCUCUGAGGGACACUGUAGCCAUUUACCUGACCCCGGAAAGCAGGUCUAGUUUUAAACAGGCCCUGGAGGCCCUGCCUCAGCUUGCAAGUGGUGCGGACAAAAAGUUACUGGAGGAGCUGCUCAACAAGUUCAAGAGCAGGAUGCACCUGCAGCUCACCUGCUUCCAAGCUGCGGCUCCAACAGUAAUGAAAACAUAGGCUCUGUGCAAGAAGAGAACCAGACAUGGCGAAUGGGAGACUGUCCUCGUCCUAUGCCAGAGAGAGACUCCGGUCCAAGCACUGCAUUUAACUUCUCUCUUUUCCCCAGCAUGAUGGUGCAGAAAGAUGCUGAUGGGUAUUUAAUUUCAACCUGUUUAAAUGUCCAAAUAAGCAAUCCUUGUUAUUACUAGCUUUGGUCCUUGUAAGGCUGUGUAGCAUACUCUUCAGAAUGUUUUUCUUAGCUCAGUGUUCCUUGGUUUGAGUUUUGGGGGCUUCUCCAGUGUGGUCCAAAAGUGGCCCAUGGUGUUUGUUAAUACGCUUCUCAGUGCCCCUCUACUAGCCCUCGCUGUUGGCAGUUUCCAGCCCAGGUCAGGAUUUGAGAAGAGAUUUGAAGUCACAGGUUUUGGAGCUUCAUCCCAAACUUUAAAACCACCAUUUCAUACAAGUAGUCCUAAGCUCCUUUUUUUUUUUUUUGUAAAGAAAAGUAUACAGUCUACAUAUGAAAAUAUUAAUAUUUGGAUAAUUUGUGAUCCAGAAGUCCUCGGAUGAAUUCUGAAUUUCAUAGUCUGACUUUCAUUUUUCCCAGUGCUGAACACUGAAGCUUCUGGUUCUCACCCUUAAGUUGAUGCGUCACUGUGCAGUGGUGUGGGGAGGGUUCGCAAGGACCUCUAUGUGGAGGCCCUGUCAUACCCACAAGCCCUGUGGAAGGCUUGUGGUCUUCAAUGCAACCUAAAGAUGAAGCCAGGCUCGGCAAGGCAACACUCCCAACCCUCCUGCAGGUCACUCCCCUCUGCCACUGCCCAUACUUCGAAAUGUCUUCCUCCAUAGCUGGAAAGAUUCUGCUCUGGCACAGGCUGUGUUUUGUAAAGAUUUGAGGUCCCCGGGUGACCAGGCACUGAGCAGUGACUAACAGCUGAGUGGCUUGCAUAGUAGAAUCAGGUCACUGUGACCGGCAAGCAGCAUUCACCUCACUCCAUGCUCCCCUCAGCUUCUGUUGUUCACUCUUCAGACCGACCCGUGGAUAAUGUUGACCCCUCUCUUCCAGCUGACAAAACAAAUUCUGUGUCACUUUUAGUUCAGGUAAUUCCUGAGCACAGUUUGUAUGUACAUUAUGGAUUAUUUGAGGUGAAUAAAUGUAUAUUUAUUUAUCACAGUAACUGGAAGUACAAAUUUAAUCCUUUGUUGGCAAAAUAAGUAUGUCUACCAUUGUCUCCUCUCAGUGCACUGGUAUAUCUAACAUAACCAAACAAAUAAAUUCCAAAGCAGAAGUACAGAACCAUUUGUAAUUUUAAACACCUAAUAAAUACAGUACACAAAGGCAGUAGUCUUCCUUCUCUGUAAGACUUCUAAAUAUCUUUAUUUCAACAUUUUUAUUAGCUCUGUAAUUUAUAUUCCUGAUUAUAAAAUCCAAAAUAAAUAGUGGGGUUCUCUAUUUUA
Grammomys surdaster is the source of this 4340-nucleotide messenger RNA. RefSeq names its product exocyst complex component 2 (gene Exoc2). Gene Ontology annotation, cellular component: exocyst. The coding region runs from base 129 to 2903 and encodes 924 amino acids. Gene Ontology annotation, biological process: exocytosis; Golgi to plasma membrane transport. Lineage: Eukaryota; Metazoa; Chordata; Mammalia; Rodentia; Muridae. The transcript is spliced from 28 exons. The record is from RefSeq and is a predicted model, not a curated record.